Messenger RNA from Colius striatus (speckled mousebird), 830 nucleotides. Its product is annotated as heat shock protein 30-like. Lineage: Eukaryota; Metazoa; Chordata; Aves; Coliiformes; Coliidae. The coding region runs from base 88 to 678 and encodes 196 amino acids. The record is from RefSeq and is a predicted model, not a curated record. Gene Ontology annotation, biological process: response to heat; protein refolding. The transcript has a single exon. Gene Ontology annotation, molecular function: protein folding chaperone.
CGAGAGCUAGCAGCUACAACAGCAGCAGCAGCUACAGCAGCAGCAGCAGAACCAGCACCAGAACCAGCACCAGCAGCAGCAGCAGCGAUGCUUUGCCGAAUGCACCUCGCACCAUUCGCCUCCAGCUCCCUGGCCACCCGUCUGGGCACAGUGAGGACCCUCUGGCCACACGCAGAGACCAUCUUCACCGAGCUGCAGCAGGAGAUGGAGAAAGCUCGGGAGUUCAUGAGCAGCUUCCAGCAGCUCCUGAACAGCCAAGGAGCAGCUGCCAUGGAGCAAGCCCCGAGCACCAGCAGCACAGCCCUGGUCCAAAACUCUGGGGAAGGCUUCUCCAUCUGCCAGGAUGUCAAGAACUUCAGCCCCGAGCAGCUGUCGGUGAAGGUGGUGGGCAGGAAGGUGGUGCUGGUGGGGCAGAAGGAGACUCAGAACGUCGAUGAGAAAGGCUCCUUCUCCUACAAGUACGAGGUGCUGAAGCGGGAGUGGGACGUGCCCGAGGAGGUGGACGCCGAGGCGCUGACGUGCUCCCUGACCAAGGAGGGACAACUCCGCAUCGAAGCCCCCAAGCUGGCCCUGCCAGCCACCCCGGAGAGGAACGUGCCCAUCCAGGUCAGCCCUGCAGCGGCCCCACAGCUUGGAGCAGCCCCCAAGGAUGGAGCCACCAACAAAGCCCAGGCGUAAUGGGAGAGGAAGCGAUGGCCCACGGCAGGACCGGAGCAGAGAGCAUCAGGUCUUGGGUUUUAGCCCAGACAAGCUCCAUCAGCAAUUCUGUCAUUUCUUUUUCACUAUACUGGAAUCUUUUUGUAUCCAAUAAAAACGCUUUUGCAUAGAAA